Molecule: messenger RNA, 1479 nt
Organism: Rodentolepis nana
Lineage: Eukaryota; Metazoa; Platyhelminthes; Cestoda; Cyclophyllidea; Hymenolepididae
Source: the annotation of a GenBank genome assembly
AUGGUAACUUACGUGUCCAAAGGUGGUCUUUCCCUCUCAGAACAAAGUGGGAAAAUUACAAAUUCAAAAUUAUAGCAAAAUUGCUCAAUUUUUUCCGCUUCGUCCUCAUUACUACUAUCACGCGCCUUCUCGACAUUUUCAUCCAACUGGCCAGGCAAUUGGAAGAGUCGUAGCGCGAGUUGGCGUAGUUUAUUCGAUGCACUAAUUGGUCGAAGAUUAGCCAAUUGGAGACCAGCAUCUUGUGGCAGUGAGCGUAUUGCUCUAUCCAUAUAAACAGUGGUGAGUGUAUGGAUUGGGAAUAAGCAGGCUCGAAAAGCUUCUUCUAAAUGUCCAAUUACAAUCUCCCAUUGAUGUGUUGUCAAGUAUGGAGCUGUUGAUAUCAGCAAAUGUCUAAGACACGAAGUGGCUAAACGAGAAAUUCGUUCAUUGCGCAUGCUGAUAGAGUCCACGAGACCAUUCAAGAACUGAUGUAGCAUUAAAUUAAUUCCCACAAUUUCGCCAGAUAAGUUGAUACUUUUUUGUUGAUAUCGGAUAAUUAGACUGCUUAUCAAUUGAGUGGUUUGACUGAUCACAAAAGCGAGUUUUGAUGAAACAACGCUAUCUUUGUCGAUAUCAUUGGCAAGCAUUGAUUCAUCUGGCCUUUGCUCAAACAAGGUGAACGGAGAAGAAUAGCUCUGAAAUUCCGAUGAGUCCAGUUUCGAGUCUUCGUUUGCCGAACUGGUUAAAGCAUUACUGGAGAUGGCAAUUUGGAGCCGAGGCAUCAACACGUGAUUGAUGACGAAGAUAGCAAAUGAGGGACCUAUCGCGAUACGCCUAGAUUUGAGCUCCUCCCUUUCGAUUCCAUCAGUAAUUUUAGAAAUAGGGACUUCCUUUUCCCCACAAAUCUUCUCUGUACAUUCAUUCAAAAGACUGGUGAAUUCAUCAAAUACAAUUCGAUGAACCAUAGGAUUGCAGUUCCAUAUCGCCAUGACAAUGCCUUCGAGAGUUAAGAACCACAGAUGAAGGACACAAGAGGGCUGAUCAAUAUCAUCAAGACUUCGAAGAGUACAUAAGUCAGGAUCCACUGGAACCUUUGUAUGGAGGGUGGGUUCAAAGAAUCGGGUUGAUGUGAACCAAGGUGUGAGAUUCUUGACCCUUUCAUGAAGAAUCAGCGAUGAGAAGCUCCGAACAGAAGGUUGAAGGUUCAGCUGAGGUGGUCCACCGGCGAUUAUAUAAGCCUGACGCUUAGCUGAUCUUAGAACAAAAUCAGCAGUAGAAGAUGACGUCUGGGAUGAUAAGACAUUCGAGGCAGAACCCCAAAGAUAUCCAAGAAUUUCACAGCAUCGUCUCAAUAACGGAAGGGUUGCUUUACAUAAAGCAGAUGAGACUUCAUCUGCGCUGUCUAUUCUCUUCACAGUUUGUGUUUGUUCAUCUCCAGAGCCAAUGGCAUUUUCGACUGUAUUAGGGCGCUGUUCUCUAAGAGAAGGGGUAUCCACGUAA